AUGUCGAAGGACGCUGCAGGAGAUACAGCGGCGGUUGUGACGCACGUCCCCGGCUCCCCUUCUCAAGGUGGACAGGGCAUUGUAUCAGAUCGAUCCCAACGUACGGGGCCUACGCAGCUACAAUAUAAUGGCGACGCUCCGCCUUCAGUCGCGUUUGCUAGUGGCAACCCGUACCUCGAUCGUCCUCUGCCCGCUCCACCACAGCGCAAAGCGAAGAUGGUUGAACGACCAAAUACCUCGGGUGGGCCGAGCUCAAAGAGCCAGACCAGAGACAACAACUGGAACUUUGACAAAUACGACAAGAGGGUAUCCCGGGAUGAUUUUUACUUGAGCAUGAAACCGCGGGCUGGGCUGGAGUCUAAGCCGCCACAGUUUCCACCGUUUCGGAGCCAGUUGCCAACCCCCGAGGGAAGCCCACGGUCUCAACCUCCUUCUCAGCCUGCUGUACCUAUAGUGAGGUUACCAACACCGGACUCCGUGGAAGAAUCAGUUUCUGGGCCUAUCGGAAUGGCGCUGGGCAGUCCCUCACACCCGCCUACAGCCUGGAAUACGUGGAGUUCACAGCAGACAUUACAACCACAGCCAGCACGACCUAUGCUUCCAGUAUCACCUCUAUCAUCAGCCAGCAGUGUGGAUUCGUACGACAUGCCUAAGGAGAGAAAACCGAGUGGGAAAUGGAAGCUGUUUGGGAUGUUUGGCAGGAAACAUGCAGACAACUCGCAAAGUACGGUAUCGAUAUCAGAGCCGAACGAGUUAAAGGGGUCGUACCAACAGUCACAGCAGACCACGCCCAGGUCACAACCAGGAAGGAGCAACACGGAUGCCAAGAAGGUCCCGAAACACAAGCCUAUAGUCAUACGUUCACAAACUGCGCCUAAUGAACAUGGCAUGAGGCUUUUCUCGUCAUCGAGGACUAGAAGUCCCAGUAUCGAUACCUUUGGGAGCGCUGGGCCGCAUGGCAGGGCCGGAAGCAACUUUGGCAGUAUUCCCAUUGCACUGGAUUCUGCCGUCCCAAGUGCGAACGCCACACCAAACCUCUUGAACGUUGAGAUACCGCAGAGCAACAUGGAGAGAUACAGUGUCAUGUUCGGCAGUGUCUUACAAACGCAACCGAGUAACUCGUCGGCGUUGCUGGCUCGACGGCAGGCCACGCUGAGAGACCUGAGGAAGAUCAGUGAUGCCGUCAUUCUAGAAGAGGAGGAGAAGCAGACUGGGAGGCCUCGAAGAGUAUCAUCACCACAACAUGCAAAAGCAUCGCCUGCAUUCGCUCUAUUUCCUUCACCGCCAAGUAGACAAUCUAAUCAUCAACAAGUAUCCCAUCAACAUCGUCAACCACCAAGGAUUUUGCGGUCCAACACGUCUCCAGCAAUGCUACCCUCCCCCUCAAGGGCAACAUUUGAAGGCCCCUCAAGCCAUCAUCUCAAUGAUGCUGCAACCGCCAACAAGGCACAAUUUGGUAAUAAGGUGACCAUUGCCACCCUCGCGAAGUCGAGAGAACAACAACAAGCAGUCCACGGCUUUCACUUCGGCGCGGAGCAGUCAGGACUCAUUCUUGAGUCUCCAACUGAACUCAACGCACCUGAGUUUCCGGCGGAAGUGAUCCGGACGAGUACUGUGCGACACAAGAUACAGGAGCCGGACUGGCAGAUCAUCGAGCCGGCGGCCCAUGCUGCGCCUUCCACAGCGUCGUCCGUGUCGAGCUCACGGAAGCGCUCACCAUCCUCGGUGUCGUCGGCGCAGACACACAUGACACAGCCGUCCGUGGACCUGGACGAGCAGGACACGGCCAACAUGAACCCGGUCGAGGUUUCCAUCGCCAGGCAGAUCUCUAUAUCUAGGCAGCAGCGCAAGAUGCUGCAGCCACUGCAGACAUCAUUCACGCCGUCCAAGCCGCGGGGCAGCCCGGGAAACCCGAGCCCUCCUGUUCCCAUGAUCGCCAUCGGCAAGAACGAGAGGCUGGCUGAGACCAAGACGUCUACGCCGACCCUAGUCACCCCCUCGACCUUUGACUCGCAACUACGCCAACAUCGCAAGAGCGAGCGGAUCGUGCUCGAGGGCUAA
Molecule: messenger RNA, 2061 nt
Organism: Neoarthrinium moseri
Lineage: Eukaryota; Fungi; Ascomycota; Sordariomycetes; Amphisphaeriales; Apiosporaceae
Exons: 2
Coding region: 1-2061 (686 amino acids)
Source: RefSeq, a predicted model, not a curated record